Prorocentrum cordatum is the source of this 2701-nucleotide messenger RNA. Lineage: Eukaryota; Dinophyceae; Prorocentrales; Prorocentraceae. The record is from the annotation of a GenBank genome assembly.
GUGCUGGGCUUCCCCCUUCCCGCCGUGCAGCCUGGGGUCGACGUCCCUCGGUGGAUCGUCGCGGACCCAGCGAGCGACCACUUCGGGGAGGAGGUGAGCCUGGAGCUGAUCACCUCGGCCGAGCGGUUCAUCAGCCGCGACGCGGUGGCUCUCGCGAUGCUGUCCGACGCCGAGGGCUGGGUCGCCGCGGAGAACGCGCAGCUCAGCGACGAGCCGGACUGGAAGGCGGAGAAGAGGGCUGGCCCUGGCAGGGACCGCCGCGUGCUGCCGCAGACGGGCGCGUCUGCCCACGCCGUCUCACUGGCGCAGCUGGUGGCCAUCCUGAAGAGCGUGGACGUGGGGGACUGGCCGUUCGAGGGGCCCAAGGCUCUCGUCGAGUUCAUGGCCGCGGUGGUCUCGUCUGGGCAGUCGCUCUCGUCGCGCCUGGGCUUCUGGGUGGCCCAGUCGGGGGUCUCACGCGGCAGCGCCGUGGCCCAGGAGCUAAAGAACAUCGUGGAGGUUCUGCAUCACGCGCUGGUCUUCGACGCGCUGGAUGUCUCGAACCUCGCCUCGUUCGAGCUCCUGAGUCGGCGGGCCCUCCAAGUCCAGUGGGCGGGCUUGGAGCUGAUGGUCUCGAGCCGCCUCGACGACUCGGGCGGCGCCGUCGCGACCAAGUUCGACGCUUGGGUCGCGGACCAGCAGAAGGCGAGGAGCACCGUCCCCAAGCAGGAGAGGAUGCACCGGGAGGAGGCGGACCACGAGGAUAAGAAGUACCGCAACGAGCAGAGGGGCGGAGCCAGGCCCCCUCGCCCCAAGGCCAAGCCGAAAGGCAAGGCGCAGCGCGCGGCCGCCACUGAUCGUCGCGCGGCUCGCACCAUCGAGAAGAUCACGAUCCUCAAUGGGAUGGCCGCCGCUUGCGCUGGGAGGGAGGUCGCGCUCCGGCCCCCUCAGAGGACAGGGGGCGCCGACAUCGCUCAGGGGUCGGCGCUCAGGCGCAUCCGCCGUCGGAUCGCGGCCUUUGAUGAGUGGCCCGCCGACUUGGAUGGAGCUGGAGCCCUCCAGGAGCUCCUCAAGACCAGGGGCGUCUACGGCGGCCUCGACGCUUCCACGACCGUGGUCGAUUUUGACUCGAGUCGCCUCAACAUCCUGCGUAAGGAACACUUCUCCACGCCGCUCGACGACGUGGCCCCCCAGAGCGCCAAGGACGUGCUGGACAACUUCGACGCGACCGUCGCCCGCCCUCUCUCCGAGCUGCCCGAGGACGAGCCGCUGGCGCAGCCGUAUUGGGACCCGCAGCUCGACCCACGCCGUCGCGGCACGCGCCCGGCGCUGGUGGCCUUUCUUCGUGCGCUGGCUGGCCGAGGGCUCGUUGGAGCUCGGGCCCGUCGGAAGUCGUGCAUCUCCGCUUUCUUUGUUCGCAGGAAGAACGGCGACCAGAGGAUGGCGCUGGAUGCCCGGCAGGCCAACCAGCUGCAGCGCCUCCCGCCCAAGACCGCGCUUGCCUCGGGGGAGGCGCUCGCGGCGAUCAACUCCGUGGACGCCGCCGACCUCAACCCUGACGACCUCGACAUCGUGACGACCGGGGGCGACCUGGUGGCCGGCUCGGUGGACCUGCAGGACGGCUUCUACCAGUUCCGCCACUCGGCCUGGGGCUCCUGGAUGUGCUUCGACAUCGAGAUGGACGCGGGCGAGCUCGGGGUGACCCAGCUCUAUGACGAGAAGCUCGGCCGCUACGUCGACAUCAGUCCUGACACCCGUGUCCUGAUCGACACCAUGGGCACCGUCUUCGGUGACAAGGACUCCUGGUGCCUGGACAAGGGCAAGCCGCCCCCCCUGCUAAGCGGGGGGGUUGCUCACGCGCCCUAUGUCGACAACGCGAACCUCAUUUCCCUGGGCGCCGGCGAGCUCGACCGGCGCCUCGGUGCCGUCGCGGACGAGCUGGACAGGAGGGGGCUCCGCUGGCACGAGCUGCAGCACGCCACCCCGUCGCAGAGCAUCCUUGGUCUCGAGUUCGACGGCCGACGCGGUCGCCUUCGCCGCGCGUCACGGCGGGCGUGGCGCCUGCGCCUUGGCCUGCACGAGGUACCACGCAGGCCAAGGCUCGCCCGCUGGCAGGUCAGGGGGCUGCUUGGACACAUCGUGCACUACUUCAGCAUCAUGCGGCCCGCCCUCAGUGCGCUAGGGGAGUCCUAUGCCUACCUCGAGUCGGGCCCCAUGGAGGGCGUCUCCCGCCUGCCGUCCAGCGUCUUGACUGAGCUCCGCUGCGCUGCUGGGCUCGCGUUCUUCGGCCAGGUGGACCUGCGCCGACCCCCGGCGCCAGUGUCCUACACCGCGGACAGCUCGAUGCUGGGGUGCGCCGUCUGCGAGGCGGAGCUCCUCGGGCACGAGGUCCUCGACGCUUCGCGCUGGCGCGAGAGGCAGCGCUUCAGCGAGGUCGAGGUCGCGGGCGAUCCCGAUAAGGACGUCCACCUCGGCCGCGCCGCGGGGCUGGCCGACGUCUCCCACCCGCGCGGCGACGACCUCGGCGCCGCCGACGCGGGGCGCCCCCGCCGGCAGGCGGGUGCUCGCCGCCGGCGCCAGGAGAUGGAGGCGGGCCGCCCCCCGCCUGCUCUGCCUCCCGAGCUGGUCGACCCGCAGCGGUGGACCGAGGCCAUCCGAGGCGCGUGGCGGCAUCCCGGCCGCGCCCACAGCCUGGAGGCCCGCGCCUCGGUGAUCGGGCUAG